This is a messenger RNA of Quercus lobata, 1986 nucleotides long. Its product is annotated as F-box/kelch-repeat protein At3g23880-like. The transcript is spliced from 4 exons. Gene Ontology annotation, molecular function: protein binding. Bases 31 to 1755 code for a protein of 574 amino acids. The record is from RefSeq and is a predicted model, not a curated record. Lineage: Eukaryota; Viridiplantae; Streptophyta; Magnoliopsida; Fagales; Fagaceae.
ACUGAAAUUGAAAUUGGGUUAGGGUUAGGAAUGUCAGACUAUCUCUCAGAGGAAGUGGUGGUGGAAAUUCUUCACAGAGUUCCCGUCAAAUCCCUAAUUCGAUUCAGGUGCGUUUCCAAAUCAUGGAACUCUCUAAUCACAACCUCUGCCUUCAUCAAAUCCCAUCUCACUCGAUCAAUUCCCAAAUCCUCCAACAAAUUAAUUGUUAGGCACUGCGUUGAUAGUCCCCAUGUAGAGCACUACAAGUUAAUUGACAACAACAAUGACUCCUCAUCUGAUCAAAUUCAACACAUUGAUUUCCCACUCACGAGUCGUCGUAUAAACCAUUUCCUGUUAAUCGGUUCCGCGAAUGGCUUGUUCAGUCUUUUUGAACAAGAUCGCUUUGUUCUUUGGAAUCCCUCUAUUAGAAAAUUUAUAACCCUUCCAAAGCCUUGCAUUACUGUCAAGAAGUACGGCCGUGUUACAUGUCGUUCAGCAUUCGGGUUUGAUCCGCGGACUAAUGAUUAUAAGGUGGUGAGGAUUGCAUUUCAAUGUAGAACUGAUACCUCUGAAGAGGCCAAAAUACCUCUUGUUGAGGUUUACUCUCUUAGUGAGGGCUCUUGGAGAAUAACAAGUGCUGGGGACUCUUUUUCACCCGGGAUUAGUUUUGACGAUUGGGGGCAACCAUCAGCUUCUUUAAAUGGGGCUGUCCAUUUUGUAGCGAAGGAUAGGGACAAUAAAUGGUGUCCAUUAGUUUCGUCAUUUGACUUGGGAGAUGAGGUUUUUCGCGAGAUGUCUGUGCCAAAUGGUGCACUCACUGGGAUUGAUUAUUUUCAUACCUCAGUAAUUGGGGGAUCUCUUUCUCUAUUAUGUCAUGAUACUCAUAAAAACACGGUCAACAAAUUCUGUUCCAUUUGGGUGAUGAAAGAGUAUGGCGUUGUUGAUUCUUGGACUAAACUGUUCACUGUUAAUCUCAACGGAGGACUUUUAAGGGUAUUAGGUGUCCAGAAGAAUGGUAAUAUAUUAGUGGAGGCAAAACUACCACAUCAUUGGGGCAUCGCUUCGUAUGAACCUAAGAGCGAACAAGUUAAGAAUUUGGGAAUUGGUGGGAGGCCAUACUAUUUUUGUGUUGAUAAUUAUAUGCAGAAUCUAGUCUUACUUGACAAACUGAAUGAUGCGGUUUCCAAAAGGGAAGCGAGCAGGAAGAGGAAAUGCAGGUUGACUUCAGAUGAAGAGCAGAGAGUACACCUGCUACAAAAGGCAAGACACCAGCUACAAGAAACAAUACAAGAAGAAGAGAGUUUAUGCCAGCAACUACAGCCAAUAAUACAUCAACAGGAAACAAUACUACAUCAACUAGAGACAAUACUAAUGACUCUACAAGAGGCAAUGAUACACGAUGAGAGAGAAUGUCAGCCACAAGAGGCAUCGCUAUGUCAACAAGAGACAUUACUGCAGCAGCGAAUGGAUAAAAUAGCCUCUUUAAUAUCAAAAGUGGAGAAAAUGGAUACUGUAAAAUCAGAAUGGGUCUUUAUAAUUCAACAAUUAAGGGGCCAGGUUAUUACUUCGGCUGAAGAAGAGACAAUACUACAACAGAAGAUGGAGAAAAUGACCUCUUUAAAAUCACAAUUGGAGAGAAUGGCCACUAUAAAAUCAAAAGUGGUAUUUUUGAUUCAACAAUUCAGGGGCCAGGCUGGGGACAUGUCUAGUGGUGCUGGAGAUCAAAGUUCAACACAAGUACAACAAAGAUCCUCUUCUGCAGGUCAGGAAAUGUGACCUUGCAGGGGGAAUGAGAUUUUUUUCUUCAUAUUUUGUUAUUAUUGGGAAAUUAUGGUCUUGAUUUGACACUCGUAAAAUUUGUGAUCGAUAUGAAAGGUUUUGUUUUAUAUGUUUAGAAGAAAAAAAAAAGUAGUUUUCAAUGAAUUUAGUAAAUUAUGUAUUAUGAGAGGAUUAUUAUUUUAGAUGGGUUUCUUGAAAGGUGAUGUGUUUCUUGAAAAAUUGAUAAGA